AUGCCAUUACCUUUAGAAGUUGGUAGUAUGAAAAUGAUUGAUCCAGAAUCAAUGGAUGAUUCUAAUGUAUCAGAUCAGAACAACUCUAAUGAUGAUGCUGGCAUACCUUACUUCUCUGAUGUUGAAGCUAUGAUAUUGGAAAUGGACUUGACCCAUGCUCAGGAGUCAUGCCUUGCAAGUGAAGAAGAUGAUGCUGAGUUGUUUGCUGCCGCUUGUUAUGCUGUAAAGACAACUUUAACUGCUGUAGUGGAAAUGUUUGAAUCUACAAGAAGUAUUAUGAGUUGGCUUGGUGAUUGUGCAAAGGUUAUAGCAGUGAAAAACUAUCCAGUACAAUGGACAAGUAGAGAUGCAAACAGGGGCGGAUAUUGGCGGAAACUGCAAAACCCGUCCUUGUACCCGAACUCCAGUCUCCAUAACCAUCCCCGUCCCCGCUUAAAACCUGUCGGAUUCGGAAAUGGAGAUCCCCACCGGGUAUAA
Lactuca saligna is the source of this 477-nucleotide messenger RNA. NCBI's taxonomy places the organism in Eukaryota, Viridiplantae, Streptophyta, Magnoliopsida, Asterales, Asteraceae. The record is from the annotation of a GenBank genome assembly.